This is a messenger RNA of Monascus purpureus, 1328 nucleotides long. The record is from the annotation of a GenBank genome assembly. NCBI's taxonomy places the organism in Eukaryota, Fungi, Ascomycota, Eurotiomycetes, Eurotiales, Aspergillaceae.
AGAUCACAUGACCCAGCUGAGUGCCCGGACCAUCAUCGUCCGCGGACAAUCAACCUCCCUUCACGGCAUCCCCCGCCUGGCCUCUGGCGUACAAGCUGUAGAUACAUCGAAUGGCUUGAAUCUGGGUGCCAACGUUUUCAUUUCAGAUCCGAUCCAGGAAUCACUACCCUUCUAUCCCAGCAUCUCUAUCAGUAAUCUGCUAUUGUUGACCCAACAGCCGCGCUGUCCAGAGCCCUGCACAGCGGACCGAUAACAUGGACGUCCGCAAGAAGAAGCGAAAGGUCCUCCUCAUGGGGAAGAGUGGCUCUGGAAAAUCGUCUAUGCGAUCGAUUAUUUUCAGCAACUACGUCGCUAAAGAUGUACGCCGCCUGGGAGCUACCAUUGAUGUGGAGCAUAGUCAUGUCAAGUUCAUGGGCAACCUCACGCUCAAUCUCUGGGACUGUGGAGGACAAGAUGCAUUCAUGGAGACAUACCUCGCAUCGCAGCGGGGCAACAUCUUCUCUGACGUGGCGGUGUUGAUAUACGUCUUCGAUAUCGAAUCCCGCGAACUGGAGCGCGAUCUGGACACGUACGAUGCGAUCAUCAAAGCUCUGAAGGAAUUCAGUCCCAAUGCUUACGUCUUCUGCCUGGUCCACAAGCUCGACCUCAUCCAAGCCGAACACCGUCAGAAGAUCUACGAGGAACGAUCCGCUCUGAUCAGGAGCCGCUCGGAACAUUUCGAUAUAGAUACCUUCGGGAGCAGUAUAUGGGAUCAAUCAUUAUACAAAGCAUGGGCAGGGAUUGUCCACAAACUCAUCCCGAACCUAUCGGUGAUCGAACGGUUUCUGACCGCGUUCGCCGCCAAGAUUGAUGCGGAAGAGGUGAUCCUCUUCGAGCGCUCGACUUUCCUUACGGUAACAUCUGUUUCUUCGGAAACCGGUAACCUAAACCCGAUAUACGACCGACACGAACGCCUGUCGAAUAUCAUGAAGGCCUUCAAGCAUUGCGCCGCUAGGAACACGCACACGACGCCCGCGUCCGCUGGCUUCCUCGUCAUGCACAUGAAGACUCCUCAGUUCAAUAUCUUCCUUGGCCGGUUCACUGACAACACGUAUAUCUUCGUCGUUACACCCCCCGGUGAGGCUGCUUUUAAUUGCGCUGUUCUCAACACCCUGUUGGCGAGAGAAGCAUUCUCCAAGACCGCUUCGGCAGGCCAGGGGGAUGGCUUUCCACUUCCGCCGGCGGAGCACGAUGGCUCUUUGAUGGUAAAUGGAUUGGAUAAGUCAAAAUCGGCCAUUUCGUGAUAUGGAAUUUGAUCUUGGAUAUCUUUUUGGGGGGGGUUUCCCUCU